This is a messenger RNA of Nymphalis io (European peacock), 4196 nucleotides long. RefSeq names its product polycomb protein Sfmbt (gene Sfmbt). NCBI's taxonomy places the organism in Eukaryota, Metazoa, Arthropoda, Insecta, Lepidoptera, Nymphalidae. Gene Ontology annotation, biological process: regulation of DNA-templated transcription. Gene Ontology annotation, molecular function: zinc ion binding. The transcript has 10 exons. The record is from RefSeq and is a predicted model, not a curated record. Gene Ontology annotation, cellular component: nucleus. Bases 322 to 2655 code for a protein of 777 amino acids.
AAAAAAAUUAAAUAUCUAGUCGAUCAGUUCUAUGGCGUUCAAUUAUUAUAAAAUCUUUAGUUCUUCUAUAUUAAGUUGAUACUUGUUAGUGAAAAAGAUAUCAAAAAUAAGAAAGUUUUUAUAUCAGCCUACGAUUUAUAUAUUAUAUGGCUUUAUAUUUGUCAUAUUUUCAAAUAAUAGAAAAAUUUAUUUUACAGUAAUAACAGUAAAGUUAUACGAUAUAUAUUUAUAAAACUUUAUUAUCUCUACCUGAUUAAGUCAUGAUUAUUGAAGUGUUUACAAUCGCAGUGUUCUAUAAUAAUUAUUGGAAAGUUUUCAAAUAUGGCUUUAUACAAUGCCGGUAACGAUGUGUUCUUAAACAAUACUAACGACUUGUCAAACGAUAAUCAUAUUUAUGAAGACUUGUCCAUAAUUCCAUUAGAAAAGGACAGUUUUGCAAUAUGUGAAUUGUGCGGACGAGUUGGUCGUCGGGGUCAAUUUUACUCACGGAAUACUAAAUUUUGCUCAUUGAGAUGUCAUGCAAGUAGUACUAGACGACGUUAUUGUAAUUGGAGGUUUAAGCUGAUGGAAGGAGCAGAACAUAUGGCGGGCUUAAUUCCCUUAGAACCACUGCCUCAAUUACAGCAUUGGCAGGCUAGUUUUAAUGAUUUACAGGCUGGGCCUAUUAAGCACUCUGCAGCCUUAGUAGCCAACAGCUAUGAAUGGAAAGAUGAAUUGUUUGGCUGUGAUUUCCUGGCAGCCCCAGUGAGCUUAUUCAAGCAUGCCCCUUUACAUGAAAUGUGGGAUAAUACAUUUGAGGGUAUGAAAGUGGAAGUAAAGAAUUCAGAUUGUGAAAAUUUUUCGGAAAAAUUGAAUGAUUACUUUUGGGUUGCAACAGUGCUAAAGGUAAAAGGUUAUAUGGGUCUUUUGCGUUAUGAAGGUUUUGGAAGCGAUGAUUCAAAAGACUUUUGGGUUAACCUUUGCUGCUCUGAAGUACAUCCUGUAGGUUGGUGCGCGACCCGUGGUAAGCCUCUUAUACCGCCGCGCAGUAUAGAGGAUAAAUAUACUGAUUGGAAAAAAUUUCUAGUAAAACAGCUUACUGGUGCGCGAACAUUGCCGGCUAAUUUUUACACAAAGCUAAAUGAUAGUCUUGUAUCAAGGUUUUCAAUAGGAUCAAUAAUGGAAGUAGUAGAUAAAAAUAGAAUUUCACAAGUUAAGGUAGCGAGCGUCUGUGAAAUAAUUGGCAAGAGGUUACAUGUUAAAUAUUAUGACAGCUCACCAGAAGACAAUGGUUUCUGGUGUCAUGAGGAUUCACCUCUCAUCCAUCCAGUCGGUUGGGCGUUCAGAGUUGGCCAUCCACUGGAUGCACCUCAGAGUUAUUGCCAACGAGUCGCAGCUGGAAGAUACAUUCCUAACGAUACUACUAUUGAAAUGUUUUACAAGUAUCCAAGUGAUGAACCACCAUUAUUUUCUGAAGGAAUGAAACUCGAAGCCAUAGAUCCUCUCAACCUAUCAGCCGUGUGCGCUGCGACUGUGAUGCAAAUUCUGAAUGAGGGUUACAUGAUGAUAAGGAUAGAUUGCUACCCAGCUGACGCGUCUGGUGCCGACUGGUUUUGCUACCAUCAACGAUCACCGUGUAUCUUCCCCGUGGGAUUCGCCCUUUCGAACAACAUUCCUCUGGUUCCGCCGGCUGGCACGUCGGCGGAGCAGUUCCGCUGGGAGGAGCACCUGCAGGGCGCAGGCGCGGCGGGGCGGGCGCUGUUCGCGACGCGCGGACACGUGGUGUCGCACGGGUUCGUGGCCGGCAUGCGCCUCGAGUGCGCCGACCUCAUGGACCCGCGCCUCGUGUGCGUGGCCACCGUCGCGCGCGUCGUGGCCGACCUGCUCAAGGUGCACUUCGAUGGGUGGGGCUCGGAGUACGACCAGUGGCUGUGGGCGCACAGCACGGACGUGUACCCCGUGGGCUGGUGCCGCGCCGUGGGCCACCGCCUGGAGGGCCCGCUGCAGCCGCCGCCGCGCGCCGCGCGCCGCCCCCCCGCGCGCGCCGCCCGCCGCCGCCGCCGCCUCGCAACGAAAGUUUCUUCUCAACCUCCAAACACAACUGAAGAGAGUUCUCAAAACUCAGACAUGGGAGACACAAAGAGCCUCUCCCCUCCCACUAGUGUGUCAGAAAUAUCAGCGGACACGGAACUACGACCCGACGAUCAGACAUCUUGCCAUAAAAUGGAUGUGGACCACGAGUCCAAGAUUGAACCGCCUAAAGAACGACUUGAACACAUCAAACAGGAUAAAUUGAAUACUACUGCAGAUGUUUUGCAAGAUUACUCUGAGGAUGGAAAGAAAGAAUCACCAGAGGUUCCAUUAAAGAGUGAAGACGACAAAGUGAUACCCAGACUAGUCAAUACCAGUGUACCCUUAGACAUACUGAAUUCAGUUGACCCAGAAAACUGGACGACAGCUGACGUCGCCAAGUUCCUCACAGUCAAUGACUGCCAACCCUACUGUGACAACUUCAACCAUAUAACAGGGUCCAUGAUGCUCCAGUUAUCUAAAGAUGAAAUAAUAGAGCUCCUUGAAAUGAAAGUAGGACCAUCCUUAAAAAUAUUCGACCUUAUCCAGCAAUUAAAGUGUAAAAUUAAGCAGCCUCAGUGCAGAUUACUUAGUAGCUUCAAGUAAUAUUUGCUUUGGGAUGAGUUAUCCUACAUAAAGAGACUAUUUAGGUGAUAAUAGUUUUAGUUUGAGCAGUUUAUAUAUCAUUACAUGGUGAAAACGGCUUUGUUAGUGUAGCUAGCAGUGUUGGAAUGACUAUUUUAUAAAAUAGUUUUUGCACAUUUGGUUUGGAAUAAGAAAAGUGUAUUUUUUUUAUGAUAAUCAUAUUUAAAAAUAAUCUGUAUUGUUUUCCUUAAUGGCAUAUAAGGCACUUGUUUUAGUUGUCUAGACUUUAUGAAAGACGUUUCUUUUCCUACAAGUGUUAGUAAAAUAUUGUAGAUUACAAAUCCAUUUUGGAUAAGGCUUUGUGUGGUUGCGAGUUAGAUUUUGCAUUUAUGUGUUUUUUACGUAUUUCCUAUAUUUAUUAUUAACAAUCACUAUAAAAUAAUGCUUUAUAUUAUCAUAAAAAAUUUAACUAUUAUUUCUUCAAGUUAUAAAGCAAUACCCAAUGCAUUGUUUGGUACUAUUGCCUUAACUUAUUUAUUUCGAAAUUUUAAAAUGAGUCGCUUCAUAUUUGAAAUUGAAUAUAAAAUUCUAUUCAAUUUUUUAUAGUUCAACUUUUAAAGGGUACUUUUAUUAUUGGAUUUGUUGUAAUCAGUGUUGGUUUUUUAUAUUAGUGUAAUGUACGCCGAAUUGAGUAUCAAUUUACAAAAAUGUAUUUUUUCAAUUGAAAUAAUAAUGUAAGUUUAACUACAUUUUCUAAUAGGAACAGCUGGUUGUUAUUAAAUAUAUGAAACUUUUUACAAAGAGACAUGUACCGUGAGAAAAUAUGUCAAAUAUGAAUAUUCGAAUUAAUCUAAGCUAACGACACGAGACAUGAUUCUGUGUGAACCAGUUUCAAUACUAUUAUAAAACGAAACUAUUCGAAAAUAAAUUAAUGUAAAUACCUCGCUAUUGUAUUACUACGUGUAUUGAAAAAUCAAAGAUAUCGAAUCAGCGUCAUUAUCAAUUUAACAUUCUAAAUAUUCUACGGUCUAUAACAAAAUUUUUAAAUGAAAUAGAUGUUUUAAUAAAAAAAAUAUUAUUUAUAAUAGAAAAUCAUGGCAAUAUUAUAUCCUAAUUAGAUUAUCUUAUUUUUUUAACUUACAACACUUUACUUUAACUUGACUAUUACAAUUACUAAUUAAGUAUAUUAAAUCAAUUAUUUUUGUUCAACAAAUCAAUUUUUCAAUUCAUAAAAGACCAGGGUACCAAACUCUUCUGUAGAUGAUUAGAGGUCGAAUAUUUAUUUUUAAUUGGAUAGAAGUUAUAUAGGAACAGAAUACAAACAAACAUUCCUAAAUAUGUAAUAAUUUGUAUGUCCUAACAUCACGUUAAAGUUUAAACAGAACAAUAUCAUUCAUCACCAUAAUAAAUAGACUGAAAUCAUAAAUAUUGUGACUAUGAAAUUUUAGAUGAUAAUCAAAUUGCCUUUAUUUAAGUGACUUAUAUUAAUAUGACCAUAAUAUUAUAGAAAUACACGUGUUUUAGUGAUGAUUGCUCCGGAAAUAAAUAACGCUGAUAUAGUU